AUGGCUGGCGUCCGUAAUUUCAAGCGAGGCAUCGACCUUGUCGCUGCCAGAGCAGCUUUCCCCCACGCACCCCGCGCCUCUAUCGGCUCCACACUCCUUCGGCGGGAGCUCUCCUCCGCGGUGCGGGCAACUUCGCGGACAUCGACCGCCAGGAUCACUGCGCGGGCAGCAAUCCCGCAGGUGCAGGUUCAGUCUGCGCGCUAUGCCUCAAGCUCUAGCGAGCCUCUGCACAAAACACAGUUGUAUGCUCUCCACGAGGCGCACGGCGCCAAGAUGGUGCCCUUUGCUGGGUUCUCCAUGCCGUUGCACUAUGCGGACCUGAGCCAUGUUGAGAGCCACAUGUGGACUCGUGAGAAGGCCAGUCUGUUCGAUGUGAGCCAUAUGGUGCAGCACACUUUGAGCGGACCCGGCGCCCUUGAGCUGCUGAUGAAAGUGAGCCCCUCGUCUCUUGAUAAGCUGGCCCCGAACACUUCUACCCUGUCCUGCCUGCUGGAGGAGGAAACCGGCGGCAUCAUCGAUGACACCGUCAUCACCCGUCGCGGCGAAGACAGCUUCUACUUCGUCACAAACGCCGGCCGCCGCGCCGAGGACCUGGCGUUCCUGCGGGCCGAGAUUGAUGCCUACCGCUACCGCCACGGCACCGACAGUAUCAAGUGGGACAUUCUUGAGGAUCGCGCUCUGGUCGCACUCCAGGGCCCGCUCGCCGCCAGCGCCCUCCAGCCCCUCAUCAACACUUCCGCGUCCAGCGACUCCACCGAUCUGAGCACCCUGUACUUCGGCCAGUGCCGUGAGCUGCACAUCACCCUUGCUAACGGCUCUGCCUCGGCCCAGCCGCUCCUGAUCUCGCGUACCGGCUACACCGGCGAAGACGGCUUCGAGAUCUCCAUCCCCACCUCCGCGGACGCGACCCUGCCCGACCAGGUCGUCAACCUGCUCCUGCAGGACGCAUCCACUGUGCGCCUGGCCGGCCUGGCCGCCCGCGACUCGCUCCGCCUCGAGGCCGGCAUGUGCCUCUACGGCCAUGAUAUCACCACAGCCCAGACGCCCCCCGAUGCGGCCCUGGGCUGGGUUGUUGGCCGCGAACGCCGCGACCCCGCCACGGCCACCUUCAACGGUGCCUCCGUCAUCUUGCCCCAGGUUGCCAGUCCUAAAACCCUGCAGCAGCGCCGGGUUGGGUUGACAGUGGAGAAGGGCUCUCCUGCGCGUGAGGGUGCUGUUGUGGUCGACCUGGCGGACCCGGCCAAUCCAGUCGAAGUUGGCGUCGUCACAUCCGGCCUGCCUAGCCCGUCGCUGGGUGGCGCCAACAUCGCCAUGGCGUACGUGAAGAAUGGCCUGCACAAAAAGGGGACUGAGCUGGGCGUCAAGGUUCGGAACAAGGUGCGCAAGGCGACUGUCGUCGGCAUGCCUUGGAUUGAGAGCAAGUUCCACCGUCCGUCGUAG
Molecule: messenger RNA, 1440 nt
Organism: Penicillium macrosclerotiorum
Lineage: Eukaryota; Fungi; Ascomycota; Eurotiomycetes; Eurotiales; Aspergillaceae
Product: glycine decarboxylase subunit T
Exons: 2
Coding region: 1-1440 (479 amino acids)
Biological process (GO): glycine catabolic process
Cellular component (GO): mitochondrion
Molecular function (GO): aminomethyltransferase activity; protein binding
Source: RefSeq, a predicted model, not a curated record